This is a messenger RNA of Oryza sativa Japonica Group (Japanese rice), 2960 nucleotides long. Its product is annotated as protein-tyrosine-phosphatase MKP1. NCBI's taxonomy places the organism in Eukaryota, Viridiplantae, Streptophyta, Magnoliopsida, Poales, Poaceae. Gene Ontology annotation, biological process: protein dephosphorylation. Gene Ontology annotation, molecular function: protein tyrosine/serine/threonine phosphatase activity. The record is from RefSeq and is a predicted model, not a curated record.
CACCCACUUCCCCUCCUCUCCUCUCCUCUCUUCUCCUCUCACCCGCGACCUCGCUGCUCGCCUCGAUCUCCCGAUCUGCUCGUCCCCAAGCGCCGCGAUUCGCCGCGGGUGGAUCCGACGCCGCCGGAUUUGAGCGUGGGAUUCGACUCACUCGGAUCAGGUUUGCGUCGCCGGUGGUCCGAUUCGGGUGGCCAUGGCCACGCCCGACGACGGCGGAGGGGGUGUCGGCGGCGGCGCGGGGAAGAAGUUCUGGCGCUCCGCGUCGUGGUCCGCCUCCCGGGACACGCCGCCCGAUGCGGCGACGCCUGCGGGGGCGGGCGGCGGCGGCGGCGCGGGGGCAGGGCAGGCGCGCCGCAUCCCGCCGCCGCCGCCUCUGACCCCGCGCGGCGGGAAGGGGCGGUCCUGCCUCCCGCCGCUGCAGCCGCUCAACAUCACCCGCCGGAGCCUCGACGAGUGGCCGCGGGCGGGCUCCGACGACGUGGGCGAGUGGCCCAACCCGACCACCCCCGGCGCCUCCAAGGCGGAAGGCGCCGGCUCGGCCAAGCCCGGGGAGGGCCUCCGCUUGGACCUCUCAUCCCUCCGGUCGCAGGGUCGCAAAGACCAGAUCGCCUUCUUCGACAAGGAGUGCUCCAAGGUUGCUGACCACGUCUACCUUGGAGGCGACGCCGUUGCCAAGAACCGCGACAUCCUGCGCAAGAACGGGAUCACCCACGUGCUCAAUUGUGUCGGCUUCGUUUGUCCUGAGUACUUCAAGUCGGACCUCGUCUACCGGACGCUUUGGCUUCAGGACAGCCCGACGGAGGACAUCACCAGCAUCUUGUAUGAUGUGUUUGAUUACUUUGAGGACGUCAGGGAGCAGGGUGGGCGUGUCUUCGUACAUUGUUGCCAGGGGGUAUCAAGGUCUACAUCGCUGGUGAUAGCGUACUUGAUGUGGAGGGAAGGGCAGAGCUUUGACGAUGCGUUCCAGCUUGUGAAAGCUGCCCGGGGGAUCGCAAAUCCAAAUAUGGGGUUCGCUUGCCAGCUACUCCAGUGCCAGAAGCGGGUUCAUGCGAUUCCGCUAUCUCCAAACUCGGUUCUGCGGAUGUACCGGAUGGCACCUCACUCACCUUAUGCGCCGCUGCAUUUAGUACCCAAAAUGCUGAACGAACCCUCACCUGCUGCCCUGGACUCUAGGGGUGCAUUCAUCGUUCAUGUGCUCUCAUCGAUCUAUGUUUGGGUUGGAAUGAAGUGUGAUCAAGUAAUGGAGAAGGAUGCAAGAGCAGCGGCGUUCCAGGUGGUGAGGUAUGAGAAGGUGCAGGGGCAUAUCAAAGUUGUCAGGGAAGGAAGUGAGGUACCAGAAUUUUGGGACGCCUUUUCAAGUGCACCUGUUAAUUCAGACAGCAAUACAAAGAUUAGCAAGGAUCAGAUUGAUUCAGCAUCCAAGACUGGCCCGGGGAACCGUAGGGUGGAAUCUUAUGAUGCUGAUUUUGAGCUUGUAUACAAAGCAAUCACUGGGGGUGUUGUGCCAGCAUUCUCUUCUUCAGGUGCUGGUGAUGAGACCCAUCUUCCAGCAAGAGAAAGUACCUGGAGUUCACUAAGGCGCAAGUUCAUCUCUAGGUCGUUAGCUCGAGUCUAUUCAGAUUCUGCUUUAAUCAGGGACUUGGAUCCGCGGGUGGACCGAGUACAACACCUGGCUGCAGAGGCAUCAACAUCACCACCUUUCCUAUCUCCGAGCUCUUUGUCAUCAGAUUCAAGCAUCAGUUCAAAGUAUAGUUCAGACUCACCCUCACUGUCACCUUCAACUAGCUCGCCAACAUCACUUGGUCUUUCGCCCGCUUCAUCUAAUUUUUCCCACACUUUGGUGCCAUCAUCUAGGUCCCCCCUUCACCAAUCAUCUAACGAGGAACCUUCAAAAUCUGGCCUGGGGUCAAUACGCUCUCCCUCCAAGACCUCUUCUAUAGCAGAAAGAAGAGGAGGGUUUUCAUCUCUGAAGUUACCAUCAUUCCAAAAGGAUCUAGUAUUACCACCAAGGGUACCGACCAGCCUUCGCAGAGAAGAGGAAGUCACAGAUAAGAGUAAUAAUAAUAGUGUAAAACAGCUUACUGGUGUGUGUUGCCCAGAGAAAUGCACUGGCAAUACUUCAACAGUGCACACUAAAACUGGAAUAACUGAGCGUACUGACAGUAUCUCAGAGGCUUGCGGUAAUUUACAACUAUUAGUCUACCGUUGGCCCAGCAAGGAAAAGCUAACUACUUUCACUCGCAAGGAUCUUGACCCAAAAUCAGUUUUGAUUUUUGUUACUCCUGAAGACAGCAGAAGUGAAGCAGUUAAAACGGUACACAUUUGGGUAGGAGGUGAAUAUGAGAGCAGCAAAUGUGUUGACACUGUUGAUUGGCAGCAAGUUGUUGGUGAUUUUUUUCAUCUAAAGGAGCUCGGCAAUACUCUUCCUGUUAAGGUUUUCAAAGAGCAUGAAACGGAGAAUCUUUUGGAAGUGCUGAAUGCUCGUUAAUGGUAGGCUCAGGCUGUAGGUAUCAGCAUAUUGUAGUAGCUUAACAAAGUCAGCCGUGAAGUAUGAUUGAAUGAAGGCAUCUCCUCCAGAAUCGCUCCAUGCGGUGGUGAUUUUCAGCGAGGUAUAAGCCGUUACAACUAUUCCCCUUGAACAUAUAGACCACAGAUUCCAUUUAGUAGAACUGAUGAUGGAUUGGCAAUUGUGCCUACCUCAUAUGAUUUGCUUAUGGUCAGAAAAUGGGCAGGAGGCUGCCAGAACGUUGUAUCUGUGAGUUAAAACACACAUGGAUCAGGUUUUGGCACAAUUUGGGUGUAUAUUCUCCGCUCCCCUGUAAUGUAAGCUCAGAAACUGGGAGGCAACGGUGUCGUUUUCACCCUAAAAAUUUCUUGUACAUCUCGAAAAAGAAACAGAUCAGAUGUGUAAUCCUCUUGUCUUAUAAGUCCCUCCAUUGGUCUUAACUUUUAAGCUAACA